Leptopilina boulardi is the source of this 6079-nucleotide messenger RNA. It is a transcript of the gene Dcr-2, whose product is annotated as endoribonuclease Dicer-like. Gene Ontology annotation, cellular component: cytoplasm; RISC complex; nucleus. Gene Ontology annotation, molecular function: deoxyribonuclease I activity; RNA binding; ATP binding. The transcript is spliced from 28 exons. Gene Ontology annotation, biological process: pre-miRNA processing; siRNA processing; apoptotic DNA fragmentation. Lineage: Eukaryota; Metazoa; Arthropoda; Insecta; Hymenoptera; Figitidae. The record is from RefSeq and is a predicted model, not a curated record. Bases 647 to 5521 code for a protein of 1624 amino acids.
CAGACACGUUCACGGACUCCAAUUUGGGACAUGGUCGUAGUUGGAUGUCCGUAUGUCCGUAGUUUAGUUUAGUUUAAUUUGUUUUAAUUUGGCUAAUUGUGUUUAUUAAUGAAAAGUGUGUAUUUGUUUGAAACUGAUUUAAACCUGGUAUUAAGCCAGGAGUGAAAUAAUUGCAAGAAUUUGUAUUGAGAAUUAUAAUAUUAAUUGUGGUUAGAUACUACUAUCUUCUUGGUCACAUGUCUAACAGCAAUAUAUGAAUCCGAGUGCAUCUUAAAUAUAAAUAACCACACCUUAUGAUAAAUGGAUUUUAUAUAAAUUAUUACUGAUUUCUUUCUGAAUGGAAAAAUGAUUUUUAAAGCGUGCAGAAGGAAUAGCGGAAAAAUCAAUUAAGGAAGCGUGAUGGUCUCAUAACCUAAAAUCAAUGGUUGAUAAUUUGAGGAAAAUUUGCCACAUUCUUUAAUACCAUCGGAAUACAGGCAUUUCAGGAUACAACACGUCAUUUGUUAACAAAUUUGCAUCAGAUAAAAUAAGAAAAAUGAAUAAGGGAAUCACCUUAUUAACAAAUAUCUAAGUUUGUAAAUUCAGUGGAUUUUAUUUGUGAAAUUUGUUUCCGAUAUUUGUGACGAAUAAUAUUUUUAAAAGAACCAUGGAGGUAGUGACGAAAGCGGAAGAACAAGAUUUGGCACCUCGUGCUUAUCAAAUUGAUCUUUUCGAGAAGGCCGUUUCAAACAAUACGAUAAUUUUUCUUCCCACAGGAUCAGGAAAAACGUAUAUUGCUGUUCAAGUUGUAAAGAAAAUGAGUGCCGCUAUCCAAGGUAAAUACAGCAGUGGAACAAAACGAACAGUUUUCAUAGUAAAUACAGUUCCACUUGUAUCACAACAAACAGAUUAUCUUACAAGGCACACAGGCUUAAAGGCCAAAGGUUUUAGCGGCGAUAUGCAAGUUGACUUUUGGGACAAUAAAAAAUGGUGGAGUGAAAUCGAGGACACUCCGAUUUUAGUUAUGAUAGCUCAGAUAUUUGUCGAUAUUGUAAAUCACGGAAUUAUGUCACUUGAUCGGGUAAAUUUAAUUGUAUUUGAUGAGUGUCAUAGAGCUGUAAGCGAUCAUCCAAUGAGGCAAAUAAUGCAAAGAUUUGAGGAAUGUUCUUCUGAUAAUCGACCAAGAGUAUUAGGUUUAUCGGCUACAUUACUUAAUUCUAAUGUUAAAUUGGAAAAAGUACAAGAAACAAUUGAGUCACUGGAAAUAACAUUUCACGCGAAAAUAGCGUCAAUUGAGUCCCUCGCUAUUGUUGCUGGAUUUUCUACAAAUCCAAAAGAAAAUUGUAUUAAAUAUAAUGAUGAAAAAGCUUGUUGCAAAACAGUGGAUGAUAUUAUAGAUGAAGUGACAAAAAUUCUAAAAAUAGUUAAAAUACCACAACCAUCGGAUAAUAAUCAUUCGUCUUUUGAAUUUAAAUCAAAAUCAAGAAGUGAAAAAUUAAAAAAUAUUUUAUCAGAUAUUAAAGAAAAUUUAUUGGAUACAGGUACAUUCGGAGGUAGUAAAGCAGUUUUAUUGCAUAUGAUACAAUUAGAGAGUAUAAAAAGAGUUGUUGCCGAACCACAAGCAAUAUUCGUUUUGGAGUAUAUUUUAUCAAAAUUAAUGAUUUUAAGAAAAAUUUUUGACGUUCAAAUGCAGGGAUUAUCGUUGAGAGAUCAAAUUUAUCAAUUUUCAUCAGAUAGAGUUUUGAAGUUAAUAGCAAUUUUAAAACAAUUCAAUGAUCAAAAAAAUGCGGAUCAAAAAUUUUGUUGCAUUAUUUUUGUGCAGCGACGUUUUACUGCACAAGUUUUAUAUCACAUUCUGAAAAGCCUUAAUCAAUCCGUCGAAGAAUUCAAAUUUUUAAUACCUGAAUAUAUGGUUGGAUUCAAUAAUGAUCCUUUUAAGAAUGCGAAAGAAACCAUGUGUAUUGCUAAAUGGAAUCAGGAUGUUUUAAGAAGAUUUCGAAGUGAAAAAUCAAAUUGUAUUGUGGCUACUGAUGUGGUAGACGAAGGCGUCGAUAUUCCACAUUGUACAUUAAUUGUUCGCUUUGAUUUGCCGAUGGAUUUUAGAUCAUACAUUCAAAGUAAAGGUAGAGCACGUCAUUCAUCAAGUCAAUAUACAAUGCUUGUUGCAAAUGACAACACUAAAUUUGAAUCAAAAUACAUUCAAUUUCACCAAACUGAACAAUUUCUUCAACAAAUACUUGUUGGUCAAACUGAUUUUCGAACAUUGCCUAAUGAUGAAGACAUUGAAAAUGAAUUGUAUUCUUACAAAAUUGAUCCUUAUUUGCAUAUUAAUGCAGAAGGUAAACCGUGCGUUAUAACAGAACAAUCGGCAAUCGCUUUAUUAAAUCGAUAUUGUGCAAAUUUAUAUAAAUCAAAAUUUAUUAGUUUAUCUCCAACGUGGAGUUUACAUAAAAAACGAGAUUUACAAUCAACUACAGAACUAUUCUAUAAGGUAUCGCUCACAUUGCCAAUUGUUUCGCCUUUGAAAGAAGUGAUUAUGGGUGAUUGGAUGAAAGCCAUUGAUGAUGCCAAAAGAUCAGUUGCAAUGAAAACAUGCAUUAGAUUAAAAGAAAUUGGUGAAUUAAAUGAUAAUUUAAAUCCCAUUGAUCCUGAUGAUAUUCAAGAAAAUGUCAAUCAUCUUUUUCCAAAUUGGGAGGAGGAAAAUACUAAUGAUCAUUGUGCACCGGGAACUUAUAGCAAAAAGAGAAAACAUAAUUUAAUUCAUCCAAAACCUCUUUAUGGAGCAUUUCCCCAAGUAAAUAAGACUUUGUUUCUUCAUCUACUGAAAAUGACACCAAAAUACACGGAGCCAUUGGAUAAUCGUCAUUUAGUGUUUUAUAAUUUAUUGAAAGAUAAUGCAGGUUAUGGAAUUUUAACAACCACUGAAUUUCCCGAAAUACCAAAUUUUCCCAUUUUUAUGAAUGUUGGACCCCUGGAGAUUCAUGUGGAAGUUAAUUUUAAAAGAAUUACUUUAGAUGAAGAAAAAAUUAAUGCUAUGAGGGGUUUUCAUACAAUGGUGUUUUUCAAACUUCUUAAUCUUGUGAAGGAAUUUAUGGUUUUCGAUGUUUAUAAUUUAGAAAAUAAUUUCGCCGUUGUUCCAGUGGACAAAAACUGUGAAAUCGAUUGGAAACUUAUUUAUUCUUAUCAAACAAUUGAAAAUAAAGAACCUCCUUCACCGUUUGAAAUUAAUGAAAACGAUUAUGAAUUGGCUUUGGUAAAACCGAAUUACAGAGCUGCGCCUAAUAUCUAUAUCGUUACAAUGAUAUGCGAUGAUAUUACUGCUGACUCGAGUUUUCCAGAUUACAAAUUUCAUUCUUAUGUCGAAUAUUAUAGAGAUCAUUACAAACUUACUAUAACAAAUGUGAAACAACAUCUUCUAGAAGUUAAAACAAUAUCCACAAAGAUCAAUUGCAUCGUACCACGGAGUACCAGUAAAAAAACAAAAGAGAAUAUUGAUUUAACGGAACAUCUUGUUCCUGAACUUUGUGACAUUAUAAAUUUUCCAGCGUUAUAUUGGCUAAAAGCAACUGCUCUUCCAUCGAUUAUUCAUCGAAUAACACAACUUUUAAUAGCUGAUGAUCUUCGACAAGAGAUUGAAAAGAAUGCAAAUAUUACAGUUCCAAUUGUAAAAAAACCAGUGUCUUUGACAAUAUCAACAAUACCAAUGGCAAAACAAAAAGAAAUUUUGGAAACAACUUUAGACGAAUCAUCAGAAAUGGAUGUCUCUGAUUUACAGCCAGAAAUUAGAGGCCCAGAAAUUGAUGUUUUAAACAUGGAAGCAGAAUAUCCGUGGUCCAAGAGAGAUGAACCUCCGGAUUUAAUUCGCAAUGCGGAUAUAAUUCAAUUGAUUCACAUUGAAACUUAUCACAAAUUUAUGGGUAAACAGGACAGGAAAAAUAUGCCAGAUAUUUUGAUGAAAUCAAAGCAAAAUGUUUCUUACUUUAAUCGGCCAAAUAUGACAGCGCCAGUUAUUAAAAUGUUGUCAAACACGAAUUUCGAGGGUCUGAAUAAUGUCAUUUUAAUGAAGGCUCUAACGAGUAAAAUAAGUAACGAUGCUUUUGAUUUAGAACGAAUGGAAACAUUAGGUGAUUCGUUCUUAAAAUUUGCUGUUUCACUUUUCUUGUAUGAAACAUACAAGAGCUUUAACGAAGGCCAAUUGACAUAUUUAAAGGGAAAAUUAAUUGGAAAUCGUAAUUUAUAUUAUUGUGGAAAAAAUAAAAAUAUUCCCGGACGAAUUAAAGUUGAGGAAUAUAUUCCCAAUAGUAAUUUUAUUGUUCCUGCAUUUACUGCUGAAAGAUCUAUCCAAGGAGUAUUAAUUGACAAUGAGAUAUCUUCAAAUGUCUUAUAUGAAUUACAUAUACCAGACGAGGAGAAAAUCAAAGGUUAUAUAUCUGAAUUCACUUUGGAUCAGAUUCAGGAUAAAGUUUUAACAUGGAACGAUACACCAUCUAAUUGUGUAAUGGAACAAUUCUUAGGAAGACAAAAUGUUGCUGACAAAGUUGUUGCCGAUUCUGUAGAAUCAAUUAUUGGCGCUUCUCUUUGCACAUUGGGUACGGAAGGUGCUUUAAACAUUCUUAAAUGGUUUCAAAUAAUUCCAUUUAAUUCGCAAAUUGAAAUGAAAUUCAUUUCGGUUUCCUCAAAAUCGUUUAAUGAAAUAGUUUCUAAACAAAUUAACGAUCACAUGCCAUGGGCAAAUAUGCUUGAAAAAAGAUUAAAUUAUACAUUCAAUGAUCGAACAUUACUUCUGCAGGCAUUUUCGCAUCCAUCGUAUUCGAUUAAUGGAUUAACUCCUUGUUACCAAAGAUUGGAAUUUCUUGGAGAUGCUGUUUUAGAUUUUUUGAUUACCGUAUAUAUUUAUGAAUAUUGUGGUGAAUUGAGUCCAGGUGAUCUCACAGAUUUACGUUCAGCAUUAGUGAACAAUAUUACAUUUGCCUGCCUAUCCGUAAGAUAUGGAUUACAUACUGCUCUUCUAGCGUAUGUACCACUUCUACACGAUACAAUUAAUAGAUUUGUCAAAUUUCAAGAAGAAAAAAAUCACGCCGUUGAUGUCGAGUUACUCUGGAUUCUUUUAGAAGAGAGUGAGUGCAAUUUAGCCGAGCACGUCGACGUCCCAAAAGCAUUGGGAGAUAUAUUUGAAUCUUUAAUUGGUGCUAUUUAUUUAGAUUCAGGAAAAGAUAUAAAAAAAGUUUGGGAAAUUGUAUUUACAAUGAUGCAUGAAGAAUUUGAAUUGUUUUGUGCUGAUGUGCCAAAACAACCGAUACGAGUUAUAUAUGAGACAGGUGUUCGACCAAGAUUUUUGAAAGCGACAAUAGUUGAAUCAACUGGACAAGUAAUGGUCGGUUUAGAAAUAACUGUCGAGGGAAAAGCAAAACUCUUCCAUGGAUUUGGCGCUAAUAAAAAGCAAGCUAAAUCUGCAGCCUCGAAACAAGCGUUAAAAUAUUAUCGCUCUAAAAAAAAAUCCAAGGAAUGUGAUGCAACAUGUUCAAUUCCAAUUAACGUUUAAGAAAAACAAAAAUAUAUAUAUAUAUAUUUAUUCAUCAGGCAUCAAUGUUGAAAAAUACUUUAAAAGUAUUUAUUUUUUAUAUAUAAUAAAAAUUUUAAUAUAAAUAUUUUAAAAAAUAAAAAAAAGAAAUGAAAAUAAAUGUCAAAGAAUUUUAACGACUGUAUAAACAGCAAAGAGUACAUUGUUAAUAUUUUGUUAAUAAUUGAAAGCUUUUUAAUAAUUGUAUGGAAUUUUUAAAAAUAUAAAUCAAUUUAUUUUAACGAUAAUGUGAGAAUUUAAUUUAUAAUAUAUAUAAAAAAACAACUCUUGUAAAAUAAAUAAAGUAUAAAUCUUUUUUUAAUUAACACAAAAACAUUUACAUUUAUUAUAUCUUUUCAUUGAUUAGAAAAUUUUUAAGAAUUUUCAUCUUCGAAUCAAUAUAGGAAUGUUUAUCAUUAAUUUUUUUUUUUUUUACUCAAUGAUUUAAAAACAGUGUAAUAAAAAAAAUGCCUAUCUAUACACAAAAAGAAAAUUUGAAGAAAGAUUUUGUUAGAAUUUAAUGAAAAAAAAAAAAUUAAA